UCGGAUGCGGUCACUGAGAUCUGAUGUUUCUACAGUUUUGGAGAGAGAGUGAAGGAUGAAGGAGGAGGAGAUUCGCGUUGGAGACUUCGGCUUCCUCUUUCCCUCCUUCCAUUAGCUCAUCCUUCUUUAAGAGGGCUGUUGAUGGACUUGAGGAGAGAUGGAUCUGCGUCGAAGAUGGCUCUUCUCCUAUGUUGUGCUCUAGUCUGCCUCUUAUCCUUUCGUGCUCUCCUCACCAGUCCUCACUCAGAUGCUGGAAGCCCAAGCAGUGCUUCUCAUGCUCAGGAAGCGUGGGCGGGAGGACGGCGGGAGCUGCGGGGCGGGCCGGGGUCGUACCCCCCGCUGUGCACGGCCAAGUGCGGCGAUUGCACGCCUUGCAUCCCGGUUCACGUGGCGGUGCCGCCGGGCAGGCCGGUGAUCGCCGAGUACUAUCCGGAGGCGUGGCGGUGCAAGUGUCGCAACAAGCUCUACAUGCCCUGACCAUCGUCUACCCGACUCCUCGCCAGGUGUUUGAUGAAUUGUCCGAUCAUCGAUCCCCUCACCUCCACAUGAACACACGACCGAGGAAGGGAUUGCUACUCUUCGUGAUCGGACCAACAUGGGGCGAGUUCGUUCAUG
Molecule: messenger RNA, 615 nt
Organism: Musa acuminata AAA Group (dessert banana)
Lineage: Eukaryota; Viridiplantae; Streptophyta; Magnoliopsida; Zingiberales; Musaceae
Product: EPIDERMAL PATTERNING FACTOR-like protein 6
Exons: 3
Coding region: 142-477 (111 amino acids)
Biological process (GO): guard cell differentiation; stomatal complex development
Source: RefSeq, a predicted model, not a curated record